This is a messenger RNA of Lycium ferocissimum, 959 nucleotides long. Its product is annotated as GDSL esterase/lipase WDL1-like. The transcript is spliced from 6 exons. Lineage: Eukaryota; Viridiplantae; Streptophyta; Magnoliopsida; Solanales; Solanaceae. Bases 8 to 739 code for a protein of 243 amino acids. The record is from RefSeq and is a predicted model, not a curated record.
AGAAAAAAUGGUCGGACCAAUUCGUCCAUUGUUUGUGCUAUUUGGUUCAUCAAUAGUGCAGUUAAGCUACCAUCUUCAUGGUUGGGGUGCAACCCUCACUGGCCUCUACUCUCGCAAGGCAGAUAUAUCAUUGCGUGGAUAUGCUGGUUGGAACUCAAGGAUGGCUCUUCAAGUUUUGGACAAAGUUUUCCCAAAGGAUGCGGAUAUUAAGCCUUCUCUUGUAAUACUUUAUUUUGGUGGGAAUGAUUCAGUAGAUCCUGAAUUUCCUGGCAACAUUCAUGUUCCUCUUGAAGAAUAUGUUGAAAACAUGAGGAAAAUUGUACUUCAUAUCAAGAGCCUUUCAGAAAAGACUCGUAUAAUUAUGCUUAGUGCUCCUGCGGUGAACGAGGAACAAAUUGUCCAUUUUUAUGGGGAUAAUCGAGGUAGAACAAAUGAGACAUCUCGCAUAUACUCAGAAGCUGGUAUUAAAUUAGGCCAAGAAUUAGGCGUCAAGGUUAUCGAUUUUUGGUCAGCACUUCAGGAACGCCCUGAUUGGUUGACUACAGUCUUCUGGGAUGGGAUGCAUUUAACAAAGGAAGGAAGUGACAUUGUGGUGAAGAAAAUAUCCAAGGCACUUACUGAGGCAGAGUGGAAGCCAAGCCUACAUUGGACCAAAAUGGCUGAUGAAUUUUCUGAUAUUAAUAUACCACUUGGUGCUGAUGAGAUGAACCUUGAUGACUGGCAGAAGGAGUAUGAGUAAAACUCUACUGAUAAAUUGUUUCUCAUGAAUUUAAUUAAAACCCCAAAAGCUUUGGGUGCAUAUUAAAGUAUGCAAGAAUAAGAAAUGUAAUUUUCAUUUAUCAUUUUCCUGUUUGAUGCUCUGUAACUCUUCUGCAAUUGAAGAAAUGUUCAUGGGAUGUUAAAUAUUCAACAUUCUCCCACUUCGUCUGACGAUUCCUUUCAUUUAUAAAAUAAUAUCA